UCCGAGAGCCCACCAAUCUCGUUUGGGCCCAGAAGCUUAAACCGCCAGAAAACCCUACUCCCCACUCCUCCUCCCGUCCGCCAUGGCCGCCGGCGACCGCCGCCUGCGGCUGGGCUCCUACCUCGGCGACGUCUCCGCGCUCUCCUUCCUCCCCUCCUCCCCGCGCCCCCUCCUCCUCGCCGGGACCGGGUCGGAGCUGCUCGUCUACGACCUGGAGGCCGCCAGGCUCGUCGCCUCCUUCCGGGUCUUCGACGGCGUGCGCGUCCACGGCAUCCAGCCCCGCGGCUCGCCCCCAGCCGACGGGCUCACCGUCGCCGUCUUCGGCGAGAGGAGGGUGAAGCUCCUCAGGCUCCGCGUCGACGCGGAGGAUGGCGGGGCGGUCGGCGUGCGGCUGGAGCUGGAGCAGAGGCUCCCCGGGUUCGACCACUGGGUGCUCGACGCUUGCUUCCUCGAGGUGGACGGGCUGCUCGCCAUCGGUUUGGGCGACAAUUCAGUGGCAUUGUGGGAUUUGAAGGACCGCGUGUUUGUUACCAGAGUGAAUUCUCCAGAGAAGUGCCUUCUUUAUUCAAUGAGAAUGUGGGGGGACUCUGUUCAAUCCCUCCUCGUAGCUUCUGGAACCAUUCUAAACGAGAUUCUUAUUUGGAAAUUGGUACCUGAAACCCGGAGUUCUUCCUUGUUAAGUUCGGACGAGUUGGGCGCCACUGGUGUAGAGAACCGUGAAAAACAACAUUCUAGUGGUAAUAAAUACAUGGCUGUUCAUAUUGGAAGGCUGAAGGAACAUGAAGGUUCAAUAUUUCGAAUAGCUUGGUCCUCUGAUGGAUCAAAGUUCAUGUCUGUCUCUGACGAUCGCAGUGCUCGCAUGUGGAUGUUAAGUUGUCAGCCACAGGAUCUUACCAAUCAAGCAGCCAAAAUUGAUGAUGUGGACAUUAUACCCAAACUGACACUUUUCGGACACAGUGCUAGAAUUUGGGAUUGUUGCAUAUCUGAUUCUAUAGUUAUAACUGCUGGCGAGGAUUGUACUUGCUGCAUUUGGGGCAUGGAUGGAAAGCUAAUCAAAACAUUCAAAGAACACAUUGGCCGAGGAUUAUGGCGAUGUUUAUAUGAUCCAAGCUCACUAGUUCUGAUCACCGCUGGGUUUGAUUCUGCAAUCAAAGUGCACCACCUAUGUAACUCCUCUUUUCAUGACAUAUUGGAAGAAAACGUGGCCCCAGAUGGUCUGAAAUACGAUUCUGAGGUGUUUGAAAUAUCUUCUCCUAUAGUAUCAGGACAGCAUGGUGCCUUGGAUAGCAAAAGCGAAUAUGUCCGAUGCUUACAUUUUGUGCAAGAAAAUGUUCUCUAUGUUGCCACAAACAAUGGAUAUCUGCAUCAUGCUGAGCUCUCUGAUACAAAAGAUCCAAGAUGGACUGAGGUUAUUCAGGUCACUGAGAAAGCACCAAUUAUAUGUAUGGAUGUAAUGACAGGGUGCUCAGACAUUUCUUUGGAUAAGGAGGAUAUAAUUGCCCUUGGAGACGGUCGUGGAAAUGUUACUAUCGUCCGUUUAAGCAGUCCCAGUCUUCUUGAACCUAAAAUGGAUUUAUCUUUCACCUGGCAAGCUGAAAAGGACAGGCAACUACUAGGACUGUACUGGUGCAAGUCACUUGAAUGUAGCCACAUUUUCACAGCUGAUCCUAGAGGCACUCUUAAGUUAUGGAACAUAAGAAAUGCCCUUUUCUCAAAUGGCCAUCCGAUUACUCAGGAGGUUUCACUUGUUGCAAUGUUUGAAUCUCCCUUUGGGGCUCGAAUCAUGUGUUUAGAUGUAUCACUUCAAGAUGAGAUCCUUAUAACAGGUGAUAAGAAGGGUAACAUCGCUGCCUUUCCUUUUCAUAAAACAUUGGCAGCACAUGACAGCAGUGAGGCACAACAGAAGAUACCUUUACGUGACCGUUUUAAAGGAGCUCAUGGCAUUUCUGGUGUCACAAGUGUUCAGAUAAUCACCUCAGCUUCAGAUCAUAUUGAAAUCCACACUACUGGGGGAGACGGCUGUAUUUGCUUCUUCAAGUAUGGGAGGAAUGUGAAAAACGUUGAAUUUGUUGGAAUGAGACAAUUGAAAGAAUUAGGCACCAUUCAAUCGAUCUACGCUAAUCAUACCUCUGUUAACCAAUUGGUUGGUACCUAUGCAAUAGGUUUCACCUCUGCGGACUUUAUCAUUUGGGACCUUGAAAAUGAUACAAAGCUAGUUCAAAUAUCCUGCGGAGGAUGGCGUCGCCCUUACUCUUAUUAUCUUGGGACAGUCCCUGAGUAUCAAAACUGUUUCGCCUUCGUAAAGGACCACAGUAUUCAUGUGCAUAGACACUGGGCACCAACUCAAGAUAGGAAGCUGCUUCCUCAAGUUUUUCAUACACAGUUCCAUGGAAGGGAAGUGCAUUCUCUUUGCUUCAUAGAUCCAGCAAGCUAUUCAAUUCCUCAGAAGAGUACGGAUUUGUGGAUUGCAACCGGGUGUGAAGAUGGAACAGUCCGGCUUACAGGGUACUCGGCUAGUAGUGCUGGAAGAUGGUGUUCAUCCAAGCUGCUGGGGGAGCAUGUUGGUGGGUCAGCUGUGAGAGAUACUUGUUUCAUCCCAAAGACUUACACAUUAGCAGAUAAAUCAUGCAACUCCAGUGUCAGUUCUGCCGACAUUUUGGUCGAAAACAAGGACACCACUUACAUAUUGAUAUCUGUUGGAUCAAAGCAAGUUCUGACGGCUUGGAUUCUAGAACCUAGGAUUGCAGAGAAGAAACAAGUGUGUUUGAGUGGUCUAGAUUUAGACACCAAGCAAAGCUCGGAAUGCUCACACAAUAGUGAUUCAGCCGUUACAUUUCAGUGGCUUUCUACCCACAUGCCACCAAAGCUUGCCACCAAUAGGUUGAAGGGUGAUCUUGUAAAACGGAAAUUCGAGGAAGGCGGGGAAGGAAAUUCCUCUGCUCAACCCAAUCUGGCUAUUAUGGAUCAGAUGGAAAAUGACUGGCGUUACCUUUCUGUUACAGCAUUUCUUUUGAAACAUCCGGCUACCGAGUUGACAGUUUGUUUUGUGGUUGUUGCUUGCUCUGAUGCAACAGUUAUUGUCCGUGCGCUUCUUUUGCCUUCUCGGCUAUGGUUUGAUGUUGCCUUGCUGGUCCCACAGGCAUCACCAGUUCUUGUGCUACGGCAUAUUGUCGUCGCCUCUGGUGCCCAUUGUGAAGGUGAUGUUUAUAAUGGCGAUAGGUACAUUAUCGUGAGUGGGUCUACAGAUGGUAGCAUCACAUUGUGGGACCUAACAGACACCAUUCAUGGUUUUAUGCAACUAGUAUCAGAGACUAAACCACACAUGGUUAUCGACUGCCAAAAGCGGCCCAAGACAGGAAGAGGGAGUCAGGGUGGUCGUCGUCGGUGGUAACCACUGGCAAACAGUUCUGUGAAAAAGGGUGACGAACAAGCAUUGCUCCCCAGUGAGAACAAUCUGAGUAGCUCGUGCGCUGCUGCAGAGAGUCCACAUGAAACUUCAGGAGCGGCAGAAAUCGAGGCCAUAAAAAACACCGAGGACACAGUUUCAAGUACCCAGUCAUGUGAUAUACCUGAGCUGCAGCCAUUGCAGAUGUUCUCCGGUGUUCACCAGUCAGGCGUCAACUGCCUCCAUGUUUCCGAGAUGGAGCAGCGAUCAAGCUCUGCACCUGGCAUGUCUUAUUGCAUCGUAAGUGGCGGUGAUGAUCAGGCGGUUCAGUGUUUUGUUUUUACACUAGGACCCCUGCCGGGCUGCUCAGCGAACACGGCAAGCCUAAGCUUGCCAUGUGACAAUGGCGAACUUAAAAUACUUGGCCAACACACGGUCCCCUCGGCCCAUGGUUCAGCAGUGAAAGGUAUCUGGACGGACGGCGCCUGGGCUUUCUCCACCGGGCUUGACCAGAGAAUCAGAUGUUGGAAGAUGGGCCCAUCCGGCAGAUUCACGGAGCAUUCCCAUGUCAUCAUCAGUGUGCCCGAGCCGGAAACUCUGGAUGUUUUCCAUUACCGUGGGAGCGGGAAAUACCACAUCGCCGUUGCAGGAAGAGGGAUGCAGAUGGUUGAGUUCUCGCCGCCUGAAGACGACUCGAUGAAGAUAGCGUGAGAACCGCCUGUUUUUUGGGAUUACUGCAGGCGGGAGUGUGCGGAGUCUGUUUUUUGGGGAUGAUUUGUAACUCCAUUUGAUGUGUAGCUCUUUUUGAGAGAGGGGAUGAAUUACAGACAGUCAGCGAUCUGGAAAUCUGGUGCCAUUGAAGCCUGGCUUGAUAUGAUUGAAUGGAAGAGAGAAACCUCAAGUCGUUUCUCAUCUGGAUCUACUCUCCACUUGACAACCAUCUGAAUCAAUUCCUGUCAAAUUUCCCUACAUUGCUAAACACAAAGGGUCUUUGCAGGAAUGUUCAAUACAAUACUGAAUGUUUUAACUAUUUCAUUCAAUGCCGGCAAGACAUUAAAAGUCACAUAAUC
Molecule: messenger RNA, 4455 nt
Organism: Triticum aestivum (bread wheat)
Lineage: Eukaryota; Viridiplantae; Streptophyta; Magnoliopsida; Poales; Poaceae
Product: WD repeat-containing protein 6
Exons: 20
Coding region: 83-3391 (1102 amino acids)
Biological process (GO): tRNA methylation
Cellular component (GO): cytoplasm
Molecular function (GO): protein binding
Source: RefSeq, a predicted model, not a curated record